AUGAAUGGAAGUCAUCGUCUUAAGUUUUAGAUAUCAUUUAGUGAGGAUGAAGUUAAACCAGAGAUUAUCACUCUUAAUCAAUUUGAUGAUGCUCUAAAAUUUGAGGAUAGAUAUGAGGCAUUAUAGACUUUGGGUUAGGGUGCUCAUGCUGUAGUGAAGGUAGCAAAAAAGAAAGAUACAGACGAGAUUUUUGCAGUGAAAAUAGUGAGAUCUGGAGAUUAGGAAAUAUAAAACAACGUUAAAAGAACUUUUAAUAACACUAGAUGUUUGAGACAUCCAAAUAUUGCUUAGGAUAUUGAAUUGUUUAUAAAUGAAAAGAUGGAAACUUCAUAUUUGAUAAUGGAGUAUUGUGCAUUCGACUCAUUAGAAUCCAUUAUUAAGAAACGAAAAUUGACAAUAAUGGAACUUAGAAUAGUGAUUAAAUAGUUACUUUUAGCAAUUCAACAUGCUCAUCAGAAGGGCAUUUGUCAUAGAGACUUGAAACCUGAUAAUGUUCUCGUGGAUUUGAGUGAGAAUAUUGAAUAAUCUGAAGUAAGAGUAAAGGUUGUUGAUUUUGGAGUAUCAAGAAGAUUUUAAUCAAAAGGAUAAGAAAUUGAAAUGUUGACAAAAACAGGGAAUAUAUUUUAUUGUGCUCCUGAAAUUUAUCAUAAAUCUUGUUAUUCUAAAGAAGUGGAUAUUUGGGCAAUCGGUGUGAUAGCCUUUUAAUGUUUAUUUCAAAAACUGCCAUUACAUUCUGAUGAAUAUCAAGAUUUUGUUGAGUUAUUGAAAUGUCCAGAUAAAUGGAAAUUUAAGGAACAUUUAAAAGAACUAGAAAUACCUCUGUAAAAUUUGAUUAUUGGAAUGCUGGAGUAAGAUAGUUAGAAAAGAAUUACUAUAGAUGAUGCAUUGAGGAAUUCAUUUUUUGAAUAGCAAUAGAAAGAAAGUACGCCUCUGAUCAUCAGUACAAAUUUGGAGAAUCUUAUAUAUAAUAGUAAUAAACAUAUGAAAUAAUUACAAACAAGUUUAGCCAUCAACAACAAUUAUUUUGGUUACCACAACUCAAAUUUGGGUAAUAUGAUCUAGAAACUGCAAGGGGAAAAUAACCAGGAGAGAGUAGAUGUAGAAGAGUUAACAAGAAACUUUGGAAACAUUCAUAUUACAUAGAAAUAGAAUGAAAAAAGAGGGCCAAUAUAAUUAAUGAAUUCCAUCGGAAGUAGCAAUGUUCUAAUGAGUAGAUUUGGAAGUAGGCAAGAAAUAUCUUAUUAAGCUCAAUCUGAUGCAUUAAGGAAAAUUUGUGACAUUAAAGGUUCUGGAGAUCCUUUUGGGGAUUUUGCUAUCCAAUAAAGUUAAGAAUUGUAAGAGCAAUAGGAAUCUAAUUUUCAAUAGAAUAAUUCUUAAAAGCUGUUUCAAUAAUUAGGAUCCCAAAUUGAAUCUAGUAUCAAUCUCACUCCUGAAGAUCAAACCAAGGUCAUCAAUUAAUUAGAUAGUUUGGGUGUUCCAAAAAGGAGCUCUGUGCUUACUUAAUUUUUUGGUGAUUUGGGAAUAAAAGAAGUUGAUGAAAUAACUGAAGACUGUUGA
Messenger RNA from Paramecium tetraurelia, 1557 nucleotides. RefSeq lists its product as uncharacterized. NCBI's taxonomy places the organism in Eukaryota, Ciliophora, Oligohymenophorea, Peniculida, Parameciidae. The transcript has 3 exons. Gene Ontology annotation, molecular function: ATP binding; protein kinase activity. The record is from RefSeq and is a predicted model, not a curated record. Gene Ontology annotation, biological process: protein phosphorylation.